CUGACGGGAGUUAACGCAGCUGGGGACCGUUCUAGGCCGGGGGACCCUCCUCCCCCCACUUGGGGGGGAAAGACAACCGAGGGGGCCGCCCGAGCUCGAGAAUCUGGAACCGGCCAAGAAACCCAGGCAUUCAAGGGGAUUGGGACGGUUUUCGCACCAGAAAUUGGAUCCAGUUUCUCCUCUCUAUGUCUUUGUAGCAGAGAGGGUGGGCAGGCACCAGCGGUGCCACUCUUUCUGCCCACCCUUUUUUACCCUCCAUGGAACUUGCCAACUGCCCUUGACUCAUCUGCUCAAAGGGUCGGACUCCCACAACCCUGAAGGAUGUAAUGUACCCCCCACAUCCCGUGCUGGGGGCAACUCCGCCUAAGCAAGUGAGGCUCUACUGAUGCCCAGCUGACACCUUGAAUCCUGGAAAUGGCACCCUCCUAGCCGAAUUGGGGACACCCCCCCCCCCACCAACCUGGAACACUCAAGAUGGAGAAAGUCUUUGGCAACCUCAGUGCGGUUGUGCCAGCUUCCCGCCUCACACCAGCCUUCCCACCUGCGGUCAAGGUUGGGCUCACGGCACUGUACACAGCGCUGUAUGCCUUGCUUUUCCUUUCGGUCUACGCCCAGCUCUGGUUGGUUCUCUUCUAUCGUCACAAGAAGUUCAGCUACCAGACUGUCUUCCUCUUCCUCUGCCUCUUCUGGGCCGCCCUGCGCACCACCCUCUUCUCCUUUUACUUCAGAAACACCCUCAAGGCCAACCACUUGGGUCCUUUCUUCUUCUGGCUUCUCUACUGCUGCCCGGUCUGCCUGCAGUUCUUCACCUUGACCCUCAUGAACCUGUAUUUUGCCCAGGUGGUUUUCAAAGCCAAAGCAAAAUACCGCCCUGAACUGACCAGGGGCCUGUUGGCAGUGCGCGGGGCAUGCCUGGGCGCCAGUAUCCUCUUCCUAGUGGUGAAUGUGGCAUGUGCCGUGCUAGUACGGGGACGCCGGGUGGAGCCCUGGGCCGUGGUUCUGGCGCGGGUCCUAAUCAACGACUCACUGUUCGUACUGGGGGCUGUCUCUCUUGCACUCUGUCUCUGUCUCGUGGCCCGGGGGUCUCCUUCCACCCGUAUCUAUCUGGAAGCCAAGGGCACCACCCUGUGCCAAACGGCUGCCAUGGGUGGCACCAUUGUCUUGCUGUACGCCAGCCGAGCAUGCUACAACCUGGCAGCCUUGGCUCUAUCCUCCCGCACCCGUCUCGAUUCUUUUGACUAUGACUGGUACAACGUAUCGGACCAGGCGGAUCUAAUCACUGACUUGGGAGACCAAGGAUACAUCGUCUUCGGCCUCAUCCUCUUCAUUUGGGAACUGCUGCCCACUGCGUUGCUGGUUGGCUUCUUCCGGGUUCACCGACCUGCUCAGGAUAUGAGUGCCAGCCGCGUCUUCACCCGGCAGCUUGGAGUCUCCCGUUCCUAUUUCUUUGACCACCCUGGACAGCGUGAUAGCGAAGGACUGACCAGCAGCCUGACGGGACGGCUGAGCAGCGGAAGCUGGUACGGCUCUAUCAACCACAGCAGCGUUGGCGAGCAGGAUUGGUUUGGGAAUCACCCUCCCACAGCCCCUCUUCUCUUCUCACAAGCAGCAGUUUCUGGCAGCCACCACCACAGCCUCUACUCCACCCCGCAGAACUGAGGAACGUGGGAGGGUUGGGAGGCAGGACGGGGAAGGGAGGGGCUCCUUACCGAUGCAGGAAAUCAGGUGGUGGAGAGACAGGGAUGCCCAGAGUGUUAUA
Molecule: messenger RNA, 1759 nt
Organism: Eublepharis macularius
Lineage: Eukaryota; Metazoa; Chordata; Lepidosauria; Squamata; Eublepharidae
Gene: GPR137
Product: G protein-coupled receptor 137
Exons: 8
Coding region: 475-1659 (394 amino acids)
Biological process (GO): regulation of autophagy; negative regulation of bone resorption; negative regulation of osteoclast differentiation
Cellular component (GO): lysosomal membrane
Source: RefSeq, a predicted model, not a curated record